This is a messenger RNA of Armigeres subalbatus, 1710 nucleotides long. RefSeq lists its product as uncharacterized. The record is from RefSeq and is a predicted model, not a curated record. Lineage: Eukaryota; Metazoa; Arthropoda; Insecta; Diptera; Culicidae. Bases 1 to 1710 code for a protein of 569 amino acids. Gene Ontology annotation, molecular function: nucleic acid binding. The transcript has 2 exons.
AUGCAUUCCGAUGCUGCGUGGUUCCGCGGCCCUGGAUUCCUCUACCAGCCGGAGGAUUGUUGGCCGAAGCAGGACAGCAUCGCACCAAACGUUGCCGAGGAGGUUCGAGCGUGUGUCCAGUUCCACGAUAUCGCCAUCACCAUGUCGAUAGUAGAUCUGCAACGAUUUUCUAAGUGGAGGGUAUUAGUGCGGACGGUGGCAUGCGUCUAUCGGUUCGCGUCGAACUGUCGAAGGAAAAAAGAUGGAUUCAAGAUCGAAGCAGUUCCAACUACAGAAGCGGUGAAGAAGGCGGUUAUAAAAACUGUACGAUCGACGACGGUACCGUUGAAACGUGAAGAGUACCAGAAGGCGGAGGCGUACCUCUGGCGGUCAGCCCAGGCCGAUUGUUUUGGCGACGAAAUCAGGACGAUCAAAAAGAACCGGCAGCUACCGUUACAGCAGCAGCAGCAAUUAGAGAAGAGUAGCAGUUUGCACAACCUGAGUCCGUUCCUAGACACUGAGGACGUACUGCGAAUGGAAGGUAGAGCAGCGCAAGGUUCGUCGCUGCCGUUCGAGCUUCGAUUCCCAAUAAUUCUACCGAAACAGCAUCUGGUGACUGACAAGCUGCUAGAAUACUACCAUCACCGAGUAGCACAUGGAAACGUGGAGUCUGCCGUCAACGAAAUCCGGCAAAGAUUCAGCAUUCAGAACCUGCGAGCAGAGUUGAAGCGGAUCGGGAAGUCUUGCAUGUGGUGCAAGGUGAAGAAAUGCCGAGCGAGGACACCGAGAAUGGCUCCAUUGCCGGAGUCGCGCGUCACGCCGGGACUACCACCGUUCAGCCACACCGGCGUGGACUUCUGCGGCCCAGUCACAGUUACAGUCGGUCGAAGAUCGGAGAAGCGGUACAUCUGUUUGUUUACCUGCAUGACUACGAGAGCUGUCCACCUUGAAGUCGCUCACAGCCUGACGACUCAAGCGUGCUUGAUGGCCAUUCGAAGCAAGGCGAUUGUGAAGCAAAUCGGAGAAGAAUGUGAGGACGAAUUCACGGAUUCCAGAACCUGCUGGAACUUCAACCCGCCCAGCGCACCUCACAUGGGUGGUGUCUGGGAGCGAUUGGUCCGCUCCCUGAAGGCAGCAUUAACCGUGCUAAACGACGGGAGAACAAUAACCGACGAAGUGUUGCUGACGACGAUUGCAGAGGCUGAAGACCUAAUCAAUUCCCGGCCGUUGACAUACGUCGGCCUGGAACCGGGAACAGAAGAAGCGUUGACGCCAAAUCAUUUUGUUCGUGGCGUCGGAACGAUCGGGGAGGAACAUCCUGUUCCACCUACGAGCGAAGCCGAAGCGCUUCGAGGCCGAUACAAGCGGUCACAGCGUUUGGCGGACAAACUAUGGGCUCGGUGGGUGUCCGAGUAUUUGCCGUCGAUAAAUCAUCGGGCUAAGUGGCAUACUGACGUGCCACCAAUAGCAAGCGGUGAUCUGGUGUACAUCGCGGACGACGCAGUGCGGAAGAGCUGGAUCCGCGGCAUCGUGCUAGAUGUCUACCCGGGGGCGGACGGCCGAAUUCGACAAGCGAUGGUGCAGACGGUUAAGGGUAAGUUUAGGAGGCCGGUGACGAAGCUAGCGGUGCUGGAGGUCCAGGAUGGUAACUCCGGCGUUGCAGAGGCCCCACCAGAGAUACGGGGAGGGGGUAUGUUGGCACCGCUACCACCCGGCAUCGAGAAACCCUGA